This is a messenger RNA of Adineta steineri, 786 nucleotides long. Lineage: Eukaryota; Metazoa; Rotifera; Eurotatoria; Adinetida; Adinetidae. The record is from the annotation of a GenBank genome assembly.
AUGAAUACUAUAUUUAUAUGGAUAUUUUGUAUUGGUCUUGGUUUAAUCGGUUUAUUUGUUUUCGGAUUUCUUGAUAUUUGUCUUCAUAUCCUGUUAAAUUUUGCAUAUAAUAGGCAUAAGAAACUUCGUCGUCAACAACGUCCAUCACGUAUAUUUCUUGUUCGCCAUGGUGAAUCACAAGCAAAUGCUGAUACAACAUUAUAUGCUCGUAUGGCUGAUCAUCGAAUUGAAUUAACAGAAAAUGGUCAUGAACAAGCAGUCGAAGCUGGUAAAAAAUUACGUUCAAUUAUUGGUAAAGAAUCAGUUUAUGUUUAUAUGAGUCCAUAUAAACGUUCGAAACAAACUUGGGCAAAUAUUCGAAAAGCUUUUUCACCAUUACAAAUUAUAACUGAACGUGAAGAUCCACGUAUACGUGAACAAGAAUUUGGUAAUUUAGCUGAUUUAGCAACUCGACCAAAAGAAUUUGAACAACAAAAACAUAUUGGACAUUUUUUCUAUCGCUUUUCUUCCGGAGAAAGUGGAGCUGAUGUAUAUGAUCGUGUUUCAUUAUUUCUUGAUACAUUAUUUCGUGAAUUAGAUAAUGGACAUCAUGAUCCAACACAAAAUAUUCUUAUUGUUUCACAUGAACUUUUUAUGCGUUUAUUUCUUAUGCGUUAUUUUCGAUGGACUACUCAUGACUUAGAUAAUUUAAAAUCAUUUCAUAAUUGUGAAAUAGUGGAACUUAAAAAAGUUGAUGGUGUCUAUACGCUUGAUGGCCGAACAAAACCUCCAACAAAAACAUCAUAA